AGCCAUAGCCCAAAUUUUGUUUUGUUUUUUUUUUUGUAUACAAUUUUUAUUUUGUUUAUUAGGCAAGGAGUAAUAAAAUCCAAACGGAAGAAUUUCUCAUCUCCCAUCUCCCUGUAUCUCUUUUCCUCAGAAUUUUAGUUUGCAGCACCAUACAGAGAGAUUCGAAGGAGAAGAAGCGUGUAUAUCAUGAACUUGGCGAGUCUCAGUUUUUAAGGGUCCACUCUGCAUUGGUAGGCUACAGCUUGGAUUUUGAAUCCCCAAGUGUUUUUUUGCUUCACUUGCCUGACAAAGAGUGAAUGCUUUCAUUGUAUUUCUCUACUGCUUGAGCCUUUCAUUUGGUAGGGACUAGGGGUGACGUGAGUUGGUGGAAUAAGUGAAAUGUGUAUUUUGGAGGCCUCUGAAGUUGCGCAUUAACAUUAUGGGCAGUUUGAGAUUGGUGUCGGUCUUACUGUCAAGGAGUAAACAAGAGGCAUUCAAUUUACAAUAGCCGUUUUAUGAGUAAUCUAUCGCUAUACCUUAAUUAUGUUUGGGAAUUAAAGGGCCACAGUUUUUUCAAUGCAUGCAUCACGUCUCAGGAGAUUCACUGAUUUGUGCUCUCAACCCCUUCAAAACGAUGACACUUACUUCCUGUCUCACUUUCAAAUUAUAGCCAACACAAAUGGAUCUAAUGACUCACUUCAAGAGGAAGCUCCUCAUAAGCCCUAUUGCACUUUGGAAUCAUCCUCGAUGAGUGGGAACGACGCUCUUUCCAAUUCACCAUCAAAUGGAAGCCCCAUUACCAAGCCUGACCCACAUUUCACUCACACCAAUUAUGGUACUCCUUUUAUAGAAACUACAAGGCUUGGGCAAAUUAUGCCCCAUGGGGAUUUGAAACAGGUCCUCAUUGCCUGUGCAAAGGCAGUGUCGGAUAAUGAUUUGAUGACAUCACAUUGGUUGAUGUCAGAACUACGGAAAAUGGUUUCCGUUUCGGGUGAACCAAUCCAACGGCUUGGGGCAUACAUGUUGGAAGGUCUCGUUGCCCGGUCAUCUUCCUCGGGCAGUUCCUUCUACAAAUCCUUGAGAUCCAAACACUUGCCACCAACAACAAGUUCUUAUCAGCUCCUCACUUACAUGCAUACCCUUUACGAGGUUUGCCCUUACUUCAAAUUUGGUCACAUGUCGGCCAACGGAGCCAUUGCUGAAGCCAUGAAGAGCGAACAAAGUGUCCAUAUAAUAGACUUCCAAAUCGGUCAAGGCAGCCAGUGGGUUACUCUUAUCCAAGCUUUCGCUUCCCGGCCAGGUGGGCCACCCCGCAUCCGAAUAACCGGCAUAGAUGACCGGGGAUCAGUGAGUAUUGCGGGAAAAAAUCUUUCAGAACUUGCCGAGUCCUUCAAAGUUCCUUUUGAAUUCCAUUCUUCAGACAUUGACCUGAAAAACCUGGGAAUCCAACCAGGAGAAGCACUGGCCGUGAAUUUUGCAUACAUGCUACACCACAUGCCUGAUGAAAGCGUGAGCACCCUAAACCAUAGGGACAGGUUGUUGAGGAUGGUCAAAAACCUUAACCCGAAGGUGGUUACUCUCGUAGAGCAAGAAUCUAAUACAAACACGGCUGCCUUUUUUCCUCGGUUUGUAGAAACAUUGGAUUACUAUGCUGCAAUGUUUGAAUCUAUUGAUGAGGUUCUUCCGAGGAAUCACAGUGAGCGGAUCAACGUGGAGCAGCACUGUUUGGCAAGAGAUGUUGUGAACGUAAUUGCGUGCGAAGGGACAGAAAGGGUGGAACGACAUGAACUUCUUGGGAAGUGGAAGUCUAGGUUCAGGAUGGCAGGUUUUACUCCGUACCCGUUAAGCUCUUUGGUGAAUCUGACAAUAAAAAGACUGUUGGAGAACCAUUCGGACAAGUAUAGGAUUGGAGAAAGAAAUGAUGCACUUUACCUUGGUUGGAUGGACAGGGAUUUGGUCGCUGCAUGUGCCUGGAAGUGAUGAAGAUCUUGAAACUGAUCAUCGAAGUUAUAGUUUUCCUUGAUGUCUGAUGUUAAUAGUAAUCAUAUUAUGACAUAUUGACAUGAUUUCAUGUAGAGAACUUACAUUGUACAUCCAAUUGGGCAUUUUCAUGUAUAAAUAAGUUUCAUACAUAUCAAUGGAGCAUUGUAUGGAGCCAA
Molecule: messenger RNA, 2138 nt
Organism: Cuscuta europaea
Lineage: Eukaryota; Viridiplantae; Streptophyta; Magnoliopsida; Solanales; Convolvulaceae
Source: the annotation of a GenBank genome assembly